Anguilla anguilla (European eel) is the source of this 858-nucleotide messenger RNA. Its product is annotated as protein preY, mitochondrial-like. Bases 132 to 494 code for a protein of 120 amino acids. The transcript is spliced from 2 exons. Lineage: Eukaryota; Metazoa; Chordata; Actinopteri; Anguilliformes; Anguillidae. The record is from RefSeq and is a predicted model, not a curated record.
AAGGGGGACAUUUUUAGAUGUUGUACAAAUCUUUCUGACGUAAUCUACACUUAGCCAGGAAGCUCAUUGCUUUAAGUCAGGCGGCGUAGUAGCCGUCAAACAACAAACUAAAGUAUACUCUAUUUCGGAUCAUGUUCCAGAGUGCCUGCAGAAAGUUGGGUUCAGUAAGUUGCAAUCUUCAUAAAGCCAGUAUUUAUGGAUCAUUGAUACAUGCAACAAGGCCUUUGCAAAUAGCUUUUGCCAGGACUUUCACUGACGGCGUGAAGGACAUCAACGCAGACAACAAACCCCAGUUUGAUAUCUCCUUACUGGAAUUUCUCGUCUGUCCGCUAUCCAAAAAAGCACUGAGGUACGACGAGACGACGAAUGAACUGGUAAACGAUGAACUUGGCAUAGCUUAUCCUGUAAUCGGUGGAAUUCCCAACAUGGUACCACAAGACGCCAGAAUGAUUCGGAAAGAUUCAGAAGAAAAGGAAAACCAGACGAAGGAAUAAUCCGGAAAACGAACACACUUCCAAAAUAUUGUAUCAUUGGACCGAAACUGUACGUGCUAAAAAUCGAACACUAUGGUGUUUUCACUGUCUACCGUGACUGUACUGGUCCCAAUCGUCUCACUUUUGGGACUGUUCUAUUCUGCGAGUGUAGACGAGAGUUUUCCGCAGGGGUGUACCAGCACAAGCAGUGUGUGCUUCUACAGUCUGCUAUUACCUGUCACCAUCCCAGUCUACGUUUUCUUCCACUUGUGGAAGUGGAUGGGAAUUAAAUUAUUCAGACACAAUUAGCGCUGUUAAGAAUGAAAAGCUAAAAGUUGUACGGUGCGGAUGGCAAAUAAAGACAGUCGUUUAUGACAACACGUGA